AUGCAUCUCACAGCGGUGGUCUUAAUUCUGGUCGUGACAGGCAUCGCCAAAGGUUGGGAAUGCAGCGCAGGGUGCAACACAGAAAAUGGGUUCUGUGAGAAGCCAGGGAAGUGCAGGUGCAAACCAGGGUGGCAAGGAGUCAACUGCGACCAGUGCCUGCCCUUCCCCGGCUGUCUGCACGGCACAUGUGACAGGGCAUGGCAGUGUAUCUGCGAGGAGGGCUGGGUGGGCAGCCUGUGUGACCAAGAUACUCGCCUGUGCUCAUCCGGGCCUUGUGCUGGCAAUGCCACCUGCAUAGAGACAGGAGAGGGGGGAUACCUGUGCAUCUGUCCCCGCGGCUACGCAGGAGAGAGCUGCCACCUGAGGAGAGGAGCUUGCCUCACAAAUGGCUCUCCUUGUCAGAACGGAGGCACAUGUACAGCAUAUUCCUCCUGUUUAUGUCCCCCUGGAUUUUCUGGAGACUUCUGUGAGAUCAGCGUUGACAGCUGCCAGCCUAACCCCUGCCUCAACGGUGGCAACUGUACAAACCAUGGCCUGGCCUUCACCUGUGUCUGUCCGCACAGCUUCACUGGUUUCACUUGUAACGACACCACCAGCCUCUCGCCCUGCGCCGGCCGGCCCUGUGCCAACGGGAGCACUUGUGUUGGUCAGCCUGAUGGGACCUUCCGGUGCGUUUGCCAGAAAUGGUUUACAGGUCCCACAUGUUCCCUGCAGCACAGACCGAAGGCCAGAUCAAAGCCUGUCGGUGCCAGGCCCGUGAACCACAGAGUGUUUGCGCUGACCCCGCAGCAUUACUCCCUUCCUGCUCACGCCUUCCACAAGCUCCUCAGACCGCCUGAGAGAGACCUGCUCAAGAUCACCCUGAAGGAGACCACCCACUCCCCCGGUGUCCUCGUCACCCAGGGUCAGCUCGUCUGCUUCGGCAUACUGGCCCUGCUCACAUGCCUGGUCAUCCUUGGCACCACAGGCAUUGUGUUUUUUGGCCGCUGUGAGACGUGGCUGGCUAAUGCCAAGUACAGCCAGCUUGUUCGACAGCAAAGGGAACACCUGCUGAGAGAAGCCGGAGGCGCUAACCAGGAAGAGCCGGAGCACUCAGUAAACAUCAUCCUGCCGGAAAAGAUUAGACUCAGCAGCUUUGGUAAACACUACACCUCCAUCUGAUUAAAUCUUCUCUUCCUCGCCCCUCUGGAAGGAGUUUAAUAUGAAUGUCUAAA
Molecule: messenger RNA, 1214 nt
Organism: Xiphias gladius (swordfish)
Lineage: Eukaryota; Metazoa; Chordata; Actinopteri; Istiophoriformes; Xiphiidae
Product: protein delta homolog 1
Exons: 5
Coding region: 1-1161 (386 amino acids)
Biological process (GO): establishment or maintenance of epithelial cell apical/basal polarity; heterophilic cell-cell adhesion
Cellular component (GO): protein-containing complex; plasma membrane
Molecular function (GO): calcium ion binding
Source: RefSeq, a predicted model, not a curated record